AGUCCCAACGUUCUCCUUGUCAGUGGAGGAAAUGUAGGAGAGGUUGUCAUCUCAGGCCACUUGUCUCUAAGACUCGUAACAAAGAUGUGGCAGGCUCCAGCCAGGAGUGUGAGCAGGGUGACAGACAGCAGAAACGACCCAGGUGUUCACAAAUUAGUUUCACUCUCUUUCUUGGCCACACACUUCACCUCAGCUUCACAAAUGAGUGGAAUUGACUGAAGCAUGGGUCCAACAAGAGAGUGUAAACCCAUCACUCCUGUUGAGAAAACAGCUCAGAACGCAAGCGUCCCUGCUGGUAGUAAUAUUUUGUUCAGAUCUGAAGGAUACAACCUUGAAUCCCUUGUGAUCAUGGCAAAGAAUAAAUAAGAAUUUAAAGAGCCCUUCUAUUCAUGGAGGUGAACACUAAGGAAGCUUUCCACAUGAACCCCAAAGGCCCCGCCCUCCAAAACCUUUGACCCAUUAUAUCUGGUAUGGGCAAUGCUGCUUAGAACACUCUAGAAGCAGUGAUCCAGGAACAUCCACUCCUAUUGACAGACCAUCCCUGCAUCCCCAUGGCAGCCAGCACCAGAGCCACCUGUGUAUAGGGGAAGGAGGGAGACCUUUAUCAGCAAGGAGCAAGGAUCAGUUGCAAACACCCAGAAGACAGUGGUGCAUGUGCCUGGCCAGACAGUCACUUCACAAAAGUCGCCUGGUGCCUUCUCUUCCAGUGAACGUCUGAAACAUUUCCGGUAGAGAGAGAAAGGAGCCAAAAUGAAGGAAAGUGUGGCAUCCAGAACUGUUUUCAUUUUGCUACUUUUUCUCACCACCAGUCUCCUGAAUGGACAAUCACCUCCUGGAAAACCUGAGAUCCUUAAAUGUCGUUCUCCUGAGAAGGAGACAUUCACCUGCUGGUGGAAGCCUGGGGAUGAUGGAGGACUUCCCACUAAUUACACGCUGACUUACCACAAGGAAGGAGAGACACUCACACAUGAAUGCCCAGACUACAUAACCAGUGGCCCCAACUCCUGUUACUUCAACAAGAAGCACACAUCCAUAUGGACAAUGUACAUCAUCACAAUAAAUGCCACAAACCAGAUGGGAAGCAGUUCCUCGGAUCCACGUUACGUCGACGUGACUUACAUAGUUGAACCAGACCCUCCUGUGAACCUAACUUUGGAAUUAAAACAACCAGAAGACAAAAAGCCUUAUCUGUGGAUGAAAUGGUACCCACCCACCCUGGUUGAUGUUAGAUCUGGUUGGCUCACACUCCAAUAUGAAAUUCGGUUAAAACCCAAGAAAGCAACUGAGUGGGAGACUCAUUUUGCUGGGCAGCAGACUCAGUUUAAGAUUCUCAGCUUAUAUCCAGGACAGAAAUACCUUGUCCAGGUUCGCUGCAAGCCAGACCAUGGAUUCUGGAGUGAGUGGAGCCCAGAGAGCUCCAUCCAGAUACCUAAUGAUGUCACCAUGAAAGAUACCAUCGUGUGGAUCUUUGUGGCCGUUCUUUCUGCUGUCAUCUGUCUGAUUAUGGUCGUAGCAGUGGCUUUGAAAGGCCAUAGCAUGGUGACCUGCAUCCUUCCACCAGUUCCUGGGCCAAAAAUAAAAGGAUUUGAUACUCAUCUGCUGGAGAAGGGUAAAUCUGAAGAACUACUGAGCGCACUGGGGUGCCAAGACUUCCCUCCCACUUCUGACUGUGAGGACUUGCUGGUGGAGUUUUUAGAAGUGGAUGACAGUGAGGACCAGCAGCUGAUGCCAGCACAUCCAAAAGAACAUCCAGGGCAAGAGAGGAAGCCCACCCCCUUGGAUCCAGACAGCGACUCUGGCCGGGGCAGCUGCGACAGCCCUUCCCUUCUGUCUAAAAAGUGUGAGGAAGCCCGGGCAGAUCCCUCCGCAUUUAACACUCCCAAGAGCGUUGAGAAGCCAGAGAACCCUCAAACAAAUGUGACCUACACUUGGGGCUCCCGGAGCACAAGUUCGGAAGGCAAAAUCCCCUACUUCGCUGCCGGCGGGUUCAAAUCUUCAACCUGGCCUUUGCCACAGCCCCCCAGCCAGCACAGCCCCAGGUCUUCUUACCACAGCAUUGCUGAUGUGUGUAAGCUGAACAUGGGCACGGCAGGUCCAUCAGCCACUCUGCUGGACAAAACAGACACACGUGCUUUAAGAUCUUCAAAAACCACUGAGACUGGAGGGGAGGAAAAGGCAGCUGAGCAGAGGGAAGUGGAAAGCUUCCAUUCCAAGACUGACCAAGACACACCAUGGCUGUUGCCCCAGGAGAAAACCCCUUUGAUCUCUGUUAGGCCCUUGGAUUACGUGGAGAUUCACAAGGUCAACAAAGAUGGAGCAUUGUCGUUGCUCCCAAAACAGAAAGAGAACAGCGGCCAGGCAGAGAAGCCCAGUACUCCCGAGGCCAGUAAGGAGUAUGCUAAGGUGUCCAGGGUGAUGGAUAACAACAUCCUGGUGUUAGUGCAGGAGCCGCGAGCUCAAAACCUGGCUUCGUUUGAAGAACCAGCCAAGGAGGCUCCGCCGUCCCAUCAACAGAAUCAAGCUGAAGAAGACCUGGCCUCCUUCACCUCGGCACCAAGUGGCUGUGGACUCCAGCGGGCUGGGUUGGAUUACCUGGAUCCCACGUGUUUUAUGCACUCCUUUCAGUGAUACCUUGAGUAACGGAAUGAUUGGUUAAAAUGUGAUUUUUUUUUUUCAGGUAACACUACAGAGUACAGGAAAUGCACUCUACUAGAGAAUGCUCGAGAAUGGGUUAGAAUGACACUAUACAGCCUGUAGUUCACUCCUCAUGCUCCAUUUUCAAUCAGCUGCCUCUUUCUCCAACAGCUGAUUCCAGAACAAAUUGUUUUGUUUCCUGUGAUUUGUAGAUUGACUUUUUUUUUUUGCUAUUAGUUAUAAAAUUCUGUGUUCAAUGAAAUAAAAGCACAUUGUUUAGCAUUCUUGAGGGGCAGUGCCAACAGGUAUAUCCUCUGGAAGGGGCUUUCAUGGUUUGGUAUGCGACAGAAGGAAAUGAAAUACCAUUGCUUACCACAGGAAGAUGAGAGAUGUGAGAAAAAGGCCAUGAAAACCGCUUUUGAAAACCAACAAACCUUUGCAAAACCUUUGCUUAACCUUUACAUUCCUCUCUUAUUUUAUUCAGAUUAGCCAAAUACAACCCACUUAAAGAAAGAAUACAUUCCAGAUUACCCGACACAUUGUUUACAUGGGUUCCUAUCACCUUAGUGAUGCAUUGCCAAUAUGCAAGCCAAAAUGAUGCCUCCAGUUUUUUUUUCUUAAAAUGGUUUUAAUUUAUUAAGCAUGGAUUUUUUCCCCCUAAAUUGUAAUUUAUUCUAAAGCCUCCAGAGAAAACCAUUUUGGAGAGUGAAAUUUUCUUACAUGAUAGGUAAAUGAGCUCCAUGUGGUAAAUUCUUAUAAAAUCUUUUCCUGUUUCAUUUCAGCAUAAGAGAUAAUUUAUUAUACACCCUAGUCUUCAGUUAGGUUAAAAAAAAAUCCCCAAAGACCAACUUUAAUUUUAAAAGAUAAUCACAGCAGGAUGGUAAUGGAAAUACUGCCUUACUGUACAUACGAAUUCUACUUUAAUAUAAGCCCGUAAGUUUCACAAUGUAUUUUUGAAGACUAUUUUUCUAUCACUUAGGUAAAAUAAAAGACUAUUUUCUAUCUUCCCAGUACAGCUGUUUACGUAUUUAGCGGGUACGGUAUCUUCUGCUAUGAGGUUAUAAUGAGUAUUUGCAGUACAUCAUAGUAUAUGCAGUCCCUGUUUGUGGAGUAAAAUGCCAUAGCAACCCAAAGCCCAUUGAGGAAUAUGAAGUGAUCUGAUUCUUUUCAUCUCUGUGACACUGUAAACAGUCGCCAGCCUGAAGUUUUAGGGCUUUCCACAGACCAGAAAUUACUUCUAUAAUUUAGGGCUACUCUGGGGCUUCUCCUCUUCCCUGGGUGAAUAUUCGUAAAACCACCACGAAAAGGUGAGUGAUGACCUCUCACAUACUGUUUCAAAGAGAACGUUUGGUUCUUAGAACAGUUGCCUUUCCUGGGCCUCAGUUUCCUCGGGAGGAAAUGUCAUCUCCAAUAUCCUUUCAAACUCUGGCUCCUUGAUUUCAUGACUCACUGAAUAUUUUCCAGCAAAGAUCAUUUUCCCAGCGCUUUGAUCUUAAGUGAGCUAAAAAUUAAUUGUCCUUCAUCAUAGAUAGGCAACUACUCGCCAGUGAUAUGCUUUUUUGAUUUCUCUUUUAAAUCAUCAGUUCCAGUCAUUCUUAACAUAUUGCCCAUGCAUGUCAUAAAUUACAUAUGUAUGGGAUCAGAGUCUAAGAUAACAUGCAAGUAUGUGUCAGGAGAAGAGGCAUGAGAUUUUCUUAAAAAACACAUAUUGAAGGAGGCUCUAAUUUUUAGAAAAAUAAUCUUUUACUGAAUCAAGCCAUGAUUACUUUUUGCUAAGUCCAACAGCCCCAAAUCUCUUUUCUUGUAUCUGGCUGCAGCUUCUGUUUUUUUCCUUCUUUUUGAUGAAUUAUAAACCAUUAUUGCACCGUUGGUUUAAAGAGCCAUACGCUCUGAAUUAUAAAAAGUCAUGUUUUUAUAAACAAACACCUGAAUAUUCAAGUUACAAAGCACAUGGAGAUGGGCUAGCCAAUGGGUGAUUUAUGGAAGCUUAUAACCCAACCUGCAAGAUGUUCUCUGGUCAGUUUUAAUGAACGGGUUUAAGGCACCUCAGUGUGAGCACAAGUUAUUAUCAGCUACGUCCCUGACAUUUAACAGAAUGUCCAUUCUCCUAAGUGCCUAAGACCAAUCCUGGUAGGCGGGUAUGUACCAAAAACUUGCUUUCGCUGGUUUGGUCCAAAGUGGGUCAAUUCCUUACCACCUAUAUGAGAUCGAGGAGUUUGACCUCUUGUCCUGUAGAGCCCAACUGAAUCGGAGAAUCCAAUGAGUUCAUGAGCUCCAGGAUGCAGUUUGGCUGUGGAGGAAAUCCAGCUCUUUCUUGAGAUUCUCCACUGUUGCAGUCACUUGCAGAAAGACUUGGCCCUGCCUUUAGUAACUUCUCUAUCUCCUUAGUGUAGACAAGAAAGAAACAGAUUUGUACAUAUUUUACAAAGUGCCUUUCUUUACUUUUAUAAAAAAAAAAAGUUUUGUUUUUUCAAGAAAAGUGUAUCGAUUAGAAAGUAAAUUUUACUUGUCUUAUGUAAAUGAAUGGAGAAACCAGAAAGGGAAUGACAAAAUGGUCUAAGGUCCAACCAGCAACUGUUCAGUGGAUUUUUUAAUUUAUUGCUUAAUUGAAUUACCAUAAAGCUGAUGUGAAUGAUAACUUAUUUUGUCUGAUAAGAAAUUGACUCUGACUAGGAUUCAGGGAUAUGCCUGCCACCCUGUGAUUCGAGACUCUUCACUUUAAAAACAUAUGCUUUUGAAUGCCUUUGAAUUGCAUACCUGGGCCGGAAAAGGACAAUGCAUGCACAGUGGAACCUUGCACACAUACAGAAACAUGUAAAUGUCUCUGGAUUACCACCCCCAGUGAUGCUAACAUAGAUUUGCCAUUGAUGAAAGCCUCAUGUGUACUUCAAUGAACAAAUUUCUUGUUCUGCCCUUUCGGCUCAAGUACAAUAGUAUUGCUGGAGUAGUGGGCUGAACACCCAAUUUGCAGGUCUAGGUCACAUGGCUGCCACUCAACAGACUAUGCGACUUUACACAAGUCCUUUAAACUCUAGCCACCAAUUUUCUGACCUGUUAAAUAAGUAGUUUGGCCUAAAAUGUUAGUAAACCCCCGCCAGCUCUAACUGUCCUUGAUUCUCAUGAUCAAGUAAGAUCCAAGGUUUCAAAGGCCCAGGUGCAAUGCAGGAAAGUAUUUGACAUGCCAUCACCCUGAUACUGCACCGGGUUAAAACGUUUAAGAGAAACAUGGACAUCUAUUGGUCUAUAUCAGAUUGAUUUGCUUUAACAUCCUGGCUUUUUUUCUUCUUAACUAUCCAUACUUAGAGGCUUUUUGUUCUUCUGCUCUAGAGCCUGUAUUUUUCCUGAGAGUUAAUUUUGUACACUAGCAACCAUAGGUUCCGCAGGAAACUAAGUUCAUAAACAAUGGCCUUGGCCCUGCAAAGGACUAAGUCACAUGUUAAAUCAGCCACACAGAUAUCACGGUGAAGGUUGAGAGUCACUAGUCACCUCAUUUAGAGAUUUGCAUGCUUAGAAAUUCCAGAUCAAUUCAUUAAUUAAUUAAUUCAAAGGCCAUUAACAAAUCCAAGCUACGUGGAUGACUCAGUUCCGGAAGUCUUAAGGAGAAAUCAACAAUACAAAAUGAUUGCCUGAGAACCUAUGUUCUAACCAGAAGUUCCAUUUAUAAUUAUGGCCUGGGGUUACUCCAUGAUUACCAGAUAUAUUACUGACCAAUCAUAUAGGAAUUCUCUCCCUAGGCUUGUGUAUUUCCAUAAGGUGAUUUGAGAUCUGAGAUCAUCAUGGUAUCCCUUUCAAUGAACAGGGGAAAAAAAAAAAAGAUGUAGAAAAUAGGACAUUUCCAGAGGUUUGGGCAUCUCAGGAUUCCACAAAAUGCCAACAGUAGCCUGCUAAACCCAAAUUGUAUUGGACAAAGUGAAUCUGUAAACUAUUCAGUGUUCUGAGCUUAUGGCUAAGAGAUGUACAUAACUCACAACACCAUAUGCCCGUCAUUGUCAUAUCCGCCUCCAUUCCUUUGAUUUAUGCUCUAAUCUCAAGUCAAAAGGCACCGAGACGUGUAAAAUAGAAAACAUAUCCUGUUUAUGUGACUGUGGUCAAUGAAUAGAGAGACCCUUAGCCAAUCGUAUUCUAUUAACUUCUAUCAACUUUUUAUCUGCUCCUGAUUAAAUAAAAUAACAACCACCAUAAAAUCUUUGGCUAGUGAAGUGGUAAUAUCAAAAAUAGCCUUUACUAGUUAUGUUUAAAUUAUGCUUCAGCUGGAUAAACCAAAAUACAGUCUGAGUUUUUCCAUGCAAAUUUCACAAAUCCUGGAGAAAAAAAAAAUCUUGUUAUUAUGUUAUCUGAAAUCAAAAAUCUGUAGGGCAAAGAUACCUCUGAAAAAUAAUUUGUUUUAUAAAAUCUCUGAUAAGGUGUUUCGAAUUUUCAAAAGUAACUACCUCCCCUUCUUGUCCUACUGUCCUUCCUCCGAAGCUGCUUAUUGUUUAGAAAUGAAAGGUAUCACGUCUCAUGCUUUGACUGUUUUUCAAUGGCAUAUUUAAUGUAUACUGGCCAUGUGACAUUCCUAACUUUAAAACAACUGUUAUGUUAUUUUAUAUUAUAUUGCUUUAUGUGGUUCAAAACUGUUUGAUGCAUUGAAAUAUAUUAUCCUUGUAUUGUGAGAUUCAUCAUGUGAUAUAAAUGAAAAUAAUUAUAUAAUUCCUUAUAAUCUCUUCUUGUGUAUUUCAAUAUGAUUGUGUCUAUGUCUGUAAAACAAAACUGAAAAAAAUGUAAUCAUUUAUUUCUGUUGAGGCUGCGAAUGUAUUACUUUUUUUCUUAACCUUUGUCUAGAAGUAGUGUCAUAUGCCAUUGUACAGCUGAUCUGGGGUGUUGAGUGUUUAGAGUACAAUCCAACCAUUGUUUGAAAGUCAACUUUCAGCUUUGCUUCAUGUGACUUCUUGAUAACUUCUUGAGUGUUGGUUGUAUCAUGAGGCUUGCUUUUGUGCUCAUUCAUUUUAAACAAAUUUAUAAGAGUCUCAUGUGGAAACCAAAGCAAUCUAGAACCAGCCUGUUGUGUGAUGUGUCUUCUGUAAAGCCAUAUUGAAGCAAAGACUAUGUAGUAGCAAAAGGUUCCACAUUUUCAGAGCUUUCACUACCUCUGCUUUUUCUCUUUCCCUAGAAAAUAACAAGCAAAAUUCUUCAACAUGAAGUGGGAAAUUAGAAGUGAUUGUUAUAAUAAGUUGCUGGGGAUUGGUUUUGUUUGUUUGCUUGUUUUUACAUGAAAAUACACCUUCUAAUUCACCACUUUGUAGGUUUAUGCUAGGUUUUCUCAAUAACCAGUUUUAUAUUUUAUAAAAACUGGCUGAAGAAUAAAAGCCAGAAAGAAUACUUAGUAAAUCACCAGAUGAAAAAACCAACAAAACCAUAGAGUGUAGAUUUUUUUCCUAAUGAUGAGUCACCUCAAGUUGUUCACUCAAAGCCAUGAUAAUAUUUCUCACUAUUUGAUUUCAACAACGCCCCUAGAAAUAGAUAUUUCCCUUAUUUGAUUUUAGCCAUCAAAUAUAUUACAGUAUGGGAAAAGCCAGCCAUAUAUCAGAAAUAGUCUUGUUUCAAUUUAAAAAUACAUUUCUACAUGUACUUAUUGUACUUUUUUUCUUUUUAGCCUUAAAGAAUUUUAGAGGACUGUAGAUGUCUGAUUUAUCUUGCAUUUCUAAUUCUGUAAAUCUUUGGUUAUUGCACAUUGUACUUUCCAUUUUUCCAUGGAUUUAUUCAUUGGCCUCCUUUUAUUUUGAGGGGACAACAUGGACCGUUAUAUUUUCGUCAGUAGUAUGGGAAAUCUGCUAACUGCUAUUGUUAUAACGUCCUCAUUUUUACUGCACGCCAAAACCAAUGCUUGCCAAACAAAAUCUUGGACAUCCCAGUAUAAUAUGGUCAUUAUAUUUCUGUUCAUGUUACUGACAAUACCCAGUUCGGUGCCUGGCUCAAUAAAUGUUUGUUUCCCUUGCCUA
Nyctereutes procyonoides (raccoon dog) is the source of this 8612-nucleotide messenger RNA. RefSeq names its product prolactin receptor (gene PRLR). Gene Ontology annotation, cellular component: signaling receptor complex; external side of plasma membrane. Bases 751 to 2628 code for a protein of 625 amino acids. The record is from RefSeq and is a predicted model, not a curated record. Gene Ontology annotation, molecular function: cytokine receptor activity; cytokine binding. NCBI's taxonomy places the organism in Eukaryota, Metazoa, Chordata, Mammalia, Carnivora, Canidae. Gene Ontology annotation, biological process: cytokine-mediated signaling pathway. The transcript has 12 exons.